Messenger RNA from Alexandromys fortis (reed vole), 6067 nucleotides. It is a transcript of the gene CUNH10orf88, whose product is annotated as chromosome unknown C10orf88 homolog. The record is from RefSeq and is a predicted model, not a curated record. The coding region runs from base 110 to 1447 and encodes 445 amino acids. Lineage: Eukaryota; Metazoa; Chordata; Mammalia; Rodentia; Cricetidae. The transcript has 6 exons.
CGCGGGAAAGAACCGGAAGUUGUACUGAACCUUCACCUCCUCUCCGCACUGAAGGAAACGCAAGCUCCGCGAGAGAGGUUCCGGCGCCUCCUGGGCUGGAGGAGACAGAAUGGAGACCGCGACCGAAGGUCCGGGACUGGACCGCGGCCCGACGCUGACCUCGUCCUGGGAUGCGGUGUGCGGAGCGCUGACCCAAAGCCUCCUUCUUACCCGGAUUGGGCCAGAUGCCCAGGACUUGAACUUCGAGCAGCUGCUGGAGCCGUCAGCUCCGGGGCUGGAUCUGGUGAGUCUGAAGAGCAGCCUGAGCCCCCGAGAUGAAAACCCCUGCUUCCUUUACCUGAAGUGUGGGCCUAAUGGGGAUGAAGAAAUCCUUUCGGUUGGCGUUCUGAGUUCAGCAAGAAACAUGGAAGUAUAUGUAGGAGAGGAGUAUUGUGGAACCAGUCGGGGCAAGAAUGCCUGCACUGUCCUGGAUGACAGUGAACGCGAAAAGAUUCUUUUGUACAAAAAAUACCUAAAAUUGGAACCUCCCACCCAUACUUGUAAAAUAAAGUUGCUGUCCUUCGGUGAAAAGCAGUGUGUGCUCAUCAGUAAAGUUGUGGUGCACGUGAGACCAAGGUCAGCAAAUCCUUCACCAAGCUCUUCUGCUCUAGGAUCACGGAUAGACCUCGACAAUAUCCAAACCAUAAUGGAGUCAAUGGGAUCAAAGUUAUCUCCUGGAGCUCAGCAGCUGAUGAAUAUGAUUAGGUUUCAGCAGCAGAAUUGUCUUCCCAUUGGAGAUCAGCUUCAGUCAAUGCUGGGGACCACAGGCCACAAGCAUCUGAUUACACUGCAGUCCUCGCCUUCUUCAGGAGUCUUAGAUAAAGCGUCCUCCACACCUUUUCCUUUUAGAACUGGAUUGACACCUUCGGCCAUCACGGAAAAUUUAAAGGCUCUUAUUGAUAAAAGCACACAGCCGCCUGGAAAAGGAAAUACCACAAACCACGAUGAGUGCCGCCUUGUGCCACAAAACCCUUCCCUUUUUGAAAGUGAUCUUAAAAAUGCAGUGUCUUCUUUCUUACCGAAGAAGGCAAGUGGCAACUCAAAUGUGCCCAGCUCUGAGUUGCUGCCUUUUCUCCAGAAUUUAUGUAGUCAGGUCAACCAUCUCCGCGUGGGACAUAAUGCCAAGUGGCAGGAGAACAGCUGCAAGCCCCGAGAGAGCACUGCUGGGGUUUCGAUGGAAGAGCAGCCUGUUUGCUCCUACUUGGAAAAGGUUCUUUCUAAAAACAUGGAGCUCAUGGAAAAGAAGCUUAUGGACCACAUUGAUGAGAGGAUCUGUCGGCUCCAGGAGCACAUAGAUGCGAAAAUGGCUUUGUUAGUGGACUUGCUGCGAAACCCCAACUCCCCACCCCCAGGGAUACCUCUAAGACACUAUGACUCCAGAGAAAGACUUUCCAAUGGAGAGAGAUAAGCUAUCGACGCACCCAAUUAUUGCAGAUAUUUAUUACAUAUUUAUUACAAAGCCCAAAUCCAAAAAGGUUAUAGAAAUCAAGUCUUUAAUGUCCUUUGAAGGAUUGUUGUCUUACAUGGUGACCUCAGUGCUCUUUUUAGUGCACUUGUUACUGUAGACCCGGGUCUGCACCAUCAGCUACCCUGAUGCAGUCGUAAGUUAUUUUGCUCGCUAUAUUUUUCACUCUUACAAAAAUGUAUACUUGUAUUGCUCGAGUUUUUAGGAUAUGUAAAGACUUCUAAUGCAGUUCAUUGGUUUGUAUUGUAUAUGACAUAUGUUUGAAGUGGAUUUUUUUUAUUUAUACAGAUACCUGUGAAAUAUAGUCUCAGGAGUAUGAAAAGUAAUGCUAUGAUUUUUUUUUUUCCUAAUUUUCAGAAAGUUGGAUACCUGGGCUCUUUCCUUCGGAUUACCAGUUUAUACUGAUGCUGUGUAUCUGAGAUGACUGUGUGCGGUGUUGGGGCAGUCUGGGGUAGUUUACGCUGAUGCUGUGUAUCUGAGAUGACUGUGCAAUGUUGGGGCAGUCUGGGGUAGUUUACGAGCGAGGGGCAGUGCUCUGGUUCAUUGCAGUGCAGCUGUAGAUUGCUCGUUUUCAAUCCUAUUUCGGAUGUGGUGCUGCAGGUAAAAUGGAAGGAAAUUCUUUGCUGGAACUGACAGGUUCUUCUCCCAGAGCCCUUUUCUAGCAUGUAUGAUGUGUGACAUUCUGAGAAUCUAAAAUGAGGAUUAAGAUGUAUGAAUCUAGGAGUUUUCAAUCACCAGACUGAAUUUUCAGAACUUAACUGUUACCUCCAUGGUGGUAAUAUAGCCGCACCCAAACGCAUCUGCUCUUAAGACCACUUGAAAGUAAAUAGAACCCUGUUUGCUAAUUUGCUUAUGUUGGGGAUUUUUACUUCUUUUCUUCCUUCCUUUUUUUUUUUUUUCAAGAAAAGAAUAUUUCAUACUUAUCCAUUGUUUUGGCAAACUGUUCUUUUAAAUGCCUGUUGUUUCGAUCAUACGGCAGAGGUGACAUAGCAUAUGGGACACAGAACACUAUUGCUGGUCUUGGGCCAUAGUUGGUGGGAUAGUCAUACCAUGUGUAGAUUAAGGUGUCACCUUCUGAGCUCACUUAUGGCUCCAGUUAGUGCUUUUGCAGUUUUUGGCAGUCGUGGUUCCUCCUGAAUUUAAGGAAUACCUGCAUGACUUGGUAGUGCCCUCAGUGCCCUCAUUAGCUGGGCUCCCCAUGUCUAUAAGACAGGACUAUAGCCCUAACUGAAGGCUUUGAAACCAUCUUCAUCUUAGCCUGACACACCUUUCCAGCCUCAUCUCCACUGCAAAUCCCUGCAUUCCCAUCCCUGAUCCAUAGAGGGCCUGACCAGGGAGCAGGCAGGGGCCAGUGAGAUCUUACAGGAAAGCAAGAAGGGUGAAAGUUGGAAACACAUCUCAUAAAGGAUACAGUGUGUGUCAUAGUGUAACAUGAACCCUGAAAAAUUACCACCUCUCCAGGAAGUCCUGUGAUGGGGGUGAGAAUAGCCUGGAGCCUACUAGAACACCCCCACACCUUCCCGUCAGAAAAGAUGGCUCAUAGUUCUGAUAAGUUAUUUCUUUUUCCUUGGAUUUUUUGAGACACGGUUUCUCUGUAGCUUUGGAACCUGUCCUGGAACUAGCUCUUGUAGACCAGGCUGGCCUUGAACUCACAGAGAAUUACCUGCCUCCGCCUCCCGAGUGCUGGGAUUAAAGGUGUGCGCAACCAUCACCCAGCCCUGAUGAGUUAUUUCACAGCUCAGAAUACAUAUGUAUAUAUAUACUUGUCUGACUUUUGUUUUUUCUUUUCUGUGGAUUGUAACACUGCUAUAGAAAAAUGGGGAGAAAGGACCAUUCCCCCGACCUCCAUGUUCCCUCAGUUCUGACGAAAACUGUAAGCAAAACCCAUUUCCUUUUUCUGUGUCUUGAUAUAUAUUGGUAGAAGUGGCUGGUAACAGAACCUCCAGAUUCAGGUAACAGCUUGAUAUGUUUAUGGGAUAGGAUGUUUAUGGCAAGUGAAUAUCAUGCUUGAUCUGUGCUGUGUACCCCGCCAUGAAAGAAAAAUGAAAUAUUCCCUGUCAAGUGGCCCUAGUGAAAAUAGUUUAAAAUAAGACCACCAAGAAGGGCCUGUGUGUAAGGGCUCGAGGAGUCCUCACUGCCUCUGUAUGUACUUUUGCUCUGUAAUAUAACUGCCCUCUUUUCUUUUCUCCUCUCUGAAUUCUUUCUCUGACAGUGAUAAGAAUCUGCCAGCACUUAGAAGAGCUAGGAGGUCUUCUCUGAGACCUUCCUGUGAUUGGCCACCAGCAGCUCUUAACUGCCUGUGGUCUCCUGUCUAUCUCUGAUGACCUGGGAGACAUUUAAAUGUCUUCACACCAAGGAUGCUCCCUUGUCCCCAGCUGCCCUUUCCAUCUCCUGUAAGGACCCUUCUCCAUCUCUGUGUCUUGCGUGUGCCUCUUUGAAGCCUGAAUCUUACUUAGCUUGGUCUUUACCAGCCAUGACUUUCCUUCCUGAACUGAUUCUCUGGCGUGUGCACCCAAAUCUUCUCUUGCAGAGCCCAGUAUUGUAGAACAGGAGGUGCUCAAGGAAGUCCUCUGUGAGAUGAACUGGAUUUUCUGCACCUCACUGUAUGUGUUUGUGCUGUGUUGUGCUUCUCUGCCUGAGUUUAUAGAUGUUUCUCAGAUCCUGUCCCUGCUAGGCCUGAGAUGCAGAACUCACGUCCUGGUCCUGCCAUACCUGGAGCUACUUCACUGCGUUGUAUGACUGGGGACGAGAUAAGAUACACAGAUAAGACUAAGCAGAGAGAGAAGGGAGCGUUCCCUCUAAAGUGUGGUUGCAGCCUCUUACUACCUGAAAAUCAAGAGUUCCAGGACAGUCACCACUAAUAUUUGCUCUAAAGGCUGCCAACAUAUAGGCAAUAUUUCUUUUAUAUAGAAACAUCCUCAAAAAAGAAAGUUAAAAAGCUGGGCAUGAUGGUGCACACCUUUAAUCCCAGCACUCAGAGUCCAAGACAGGCUGAUCUCUGAGUUGGAGGCUAGCCUGGUCUACAUAGCAAGUUCUAGGCUAGCCAAACCUACCUACAUAGUGAGACCCUUAUUGAAAAAAACUGUAAAAGAAUGUUAAGGUAGCAAUAAACCAGGUUUAAGGCCUGAGUGUACAUGGCUUUGAGUAUGCCCUUAAUGUUCUCCUAGAUAUUUUCUGGGAAUCCCACUAACAAAACAGCUUUUGUUCACAGUGAAUAUACCCCAAAUUUCUGCCCCCUCCACUGUAGUCUAGUGUGUUACAGUCCCUGCCCAGCAUACCUCAGGAGUCUUCCUGUGACCACAUUUAUACUUAACAACCCUCUCAAGAUAUAACUGAAAAUCAACAGAAUCCUAUGUUUGACUGUUAGGCAGAAGUGAAGGGUGCCCUCUCUUAAUCCCACACUCAUAUUUUGGAUGUGAUUUGCUUUUCCCUGAGCACCUCUCUAUUAACCUCUGUUCUUAAACUUUUAAAAUAAACCACAGCUCUGCUUCCUGUCAGCCUGUCCUGAAAUUCUUUUCUUCAUCAUGCUGACGAUGUGGCUUUCUCUGAGUAGAGGUCCCUAAGUGGGGAGGAGCUCCUCCAGUUGCUGCGGGUGCCAGAACCAUGUCUGCAGCACUGACUCUGACAGGAAGUUGUCUUUGAGGGUUUAGAUUAUAUACUGCUUCCGUAGACAAGGCUGGCCUUGAACUUUCUGAUGAUCCUCGGGAUUACAGACCUGUACCACAGUGCCUGGCCAAGGCUUUGUUCUUUUGUGGACUCUUGGGGACAGUAACUGUGACUUAUCUCUGGAGUGAUGAUAACAGAAGGGCUAGUAUCCUGAGCAGUGAUCUCCAGUUACAAAGCAAAGUCAUAGCAAAUUCAAUUGCAAGAUGGAAUCGAUGUUUCUCUUAACAGUUUGUGAUGAGCUGUGCAGAGGAGAUGAAAGCAGAGCUUUUCAUCAGAGGGCCAAUAAAAGCAAAAAUAAGGAGUGAAACUAGAUUGGACAUCUCAAAGCUAGUUCAUAGGGAGCUAAAACAAAACUCACUUAUCCUUGUAGCUCACAUAAAUGGUGCCUAUGUGGACUGGGUAUAGUGCAUGUCCUGUGUUUUGAAAAACUGGUUUCUAAGUUCAGACUUUGUGGCACACCGUUUGUGAUGGCUGUUCUUGGUUGUCAACUUCAUCUGGAAUUAGGUAGAACCCAAGCAGCUGAGCACACCCGUGAGGGUUAAGUCUUUAAAGAGGGAAGACCCACUUUUAGUCUGGACCUUUGGGGUGGAAAAAUACACCUUUUAUCUGGAUCUUUUGAGGUAGGGAGGUCCACCUUUGCUUUGGGCCACACCUUCUGAAGGCAGCCUGUUAUAAAGGACAUUGAAAAAGGAAGCCUGCUCUCUGCCUGCUUGCUCUGGCUCUCACUGGCAAGUCCAUCCCUUCACUGGCAUUAGAGCCUACUUCUUUAGUAUUCUGGUGUAUACUGAAGACCGGCUGAGACAUGUAGCCUUGUGGACUGAACAGCUGCUGGAUUCUUAGGUUUUCUGUUAGUAGACAGCCAUUGUUGGACUAGCUGGACCAUGGCCUAUAAGCUAC